Molecule: messenger RNA, 1098 nt
Organism: Camelus dromedarius (Arabian camel)
Lineage: Eukaryota; Metazoa; Chordata; Mammalia; Artiodactyla; Camelidae
Gene: CXHXorf66
Product: chromosome X CXorf66 homolog
Exons: 3
Coding region: 10-1098 (362 amino acids)
Source: RefSeq, a predicted model, not a curated record
GCCCUGGAGAUGAAUCUCUUUAUUUAUGUCCUAUUUUUAACCAUUUGGAUAAACAGUUGUUUAGAUACAAACCAAAGUGAUGGAUCUCCUACUACAGGAGCUAAGCAUCUUGAAUCUAUGGAGACCAAAAUGGACAAUUUUAGGAGACGUCUACUAAUUAUCGUAAUUGGUGUUAUAAUCCUAGCUUUUGCUUUGGUUGGUUUUUGCUUUCUCCAUUAUUACUGUAUAAGUGAUGAUGUCCUCAAAGCACAAAUGGUCAAGAGAGAAGGUUUAACAGCCAAGUCAUCCAAGUCAUCCAAAGCAUCACUCAGUGAAUCCAAAACAGCUAGUCUGUGCAGUCCAGAAAAACAAUCCAUGCUAUUGAGUAUAGACAAGUUAUUUGGGCUAUCAGGUCCAGAAAGGACAUACAUACUAUCCAGUGCAGAAAAGUUAAUCAGGUCAUCAAGUCUAGAAAAGGCAACUGAGUCAUCAAGCCCCAAAAAAGUAUUCAGGUCAUGCCACACGGAAAACUCCCAUGGGACACAUAGUCUAGAAGAGUCAUGUAAGCGAGCUCAUGACCAGAAGCUCGUCAGUCAAGCCAGUUCAUCCUAUCCCAAUGAGACAGUCAGGCCACUUCAGCCAGCUAGUCUACAAUAUCCAGUCACGCCAACCAAAACUCCUUGUCUACCCGAUCUACAAAAUCAAAUCUUGUCCAAGCCAUCCGGGUUACAGAAACAGACCAAACGCCACCGACAUCCUAAUCUGAAAAGGUCAGUUAGUAUAGGGAAGGCAGACAUAUUGUCUAGGCCUCAGUUAGUCAAGUCUUGUCGAUGCUACAAGGACAAAUGCCUCGUUUGCAGAGCUGCUUCGGAGCCUUUGGUCAAUAAUAUUUCCAAGGCGAAAAAGAAGCAUGUUCAAAACCCACCUUUGCCACGUGAAUUGAAGUCUUUUUCUAAGUUCUUUCAUAAGAUAGAUUCCAAAGACAAUGCACUCUGUGGCAAUAUGAGUGACAGAGAUAUGAUGACAUGCAACAGUGAUAGCGACAGUGAUAGUGAGAUAAUCAUUAUUUGCAACAUAAAACGCAAGGAAAGCAUCCAUCAAAGUGCCCAAAAUAAGUAA